Raphanus sativus (radish) is the source of this 792-nucleotide messenger RNA. RefSeq lists its product as uncharacterized. The transcript has 2 exons. The record is from RefSeq and is a predicted model, not a curated record. Bases 1 to 792 code for a protein of 263 amino acids. NCBI's taxonomy places the organism in Eukaryota, Viridiplantae, Streptophyta, Magnoliopsida, Brassicales, Brassicaceae.
AUGGAUGUUUCAAAUGCGUUCUUGCAUGGUGAUCUUGAUGAGGAGAUUUAUAUGAGUCUUCCUCAAGGCUAUACGCCUGCUCCUGGAGUGAUUUUACCACCAAUCCAGUUUGUCGUUUACGCAAGUCCUUGUAUGGCCUUAAGCAAGCGAGUCGUCAUUGUUUAUGUUGAUGACAUAAUGAUUGCAAGCAAUGACGAUGAUGCUUUUCUGCAACUUAAAACUCUUCUUCGCUCUGAAUUCAAAAUCAAAGAUCUUGGUCCAGCUCAGUUCUUUCUUGGCUUGGAGAUAGCGAGAUCAUCUUCUGGUAUCUCGGUCUGUCAACGAAAGUAUACUCUCAAUCUACUGGAUGACUAUGGUCUUCUUGGUUGUAAGCCUAGUUCUGUUCCAAUGGAUCCUACACUUCAUCUUACUAAGGAUCUUGGAACGUUAUUGACUACUCCGACGAAGUACAGAGAGCUCAUUGGUCGUCUUUUGUAUCUUUGCAUCACGAGACCUGAUAUCAGUUUUGCUGUUCAUCAACUCAGUCAGUUCUUAUCGGUUCCAACUGACGUUCAUUAUCAAGCAGCUCUGAAAGUUCUUCGGUAUCUCAAGACAAAUCCUGGUCAAGGCUUGAUGUAUGCUUCGGAUUCUGAGCUUUGUCUCAAUGCUUUUGCGGAUGCUGAUUGGGCAACCUGCAAGGAUACUCGACGUUCUGUGACUGGUUUUUGCGUUUAUCUUGGGAGUUCUCUUAUAUUGUGGAAAUCCAAGAAGCAAUCAGUGGUUAGUCGAAGCAGUACUGAAGCAGAGUAUUGA